UCGUUUUGAGUCUUGAUACGAUGGGUUCAAAUAAUAAAAAAUAUUAAGAGUAGCAUCGACAGCCGACGCUGACUUUAUUUAUUUAAUGUUUAAAACAUCAUCAUCAUCAAGUAUUUUAUAUGAAAAAAGUUCACUUCUCAUAUUAUGCAUCAUAUAAGUUAUUCAAUUACUUUAUUUACUAAUUAAAAGUUACAAGUUAGAUUAAAAUAAUAAUAAAGUAAAAUGAAUUUACAAACGGAAACGCUUUCAAGGAAAGGAAAGCAUGUUGUAUGUAUGGCUUCGGAUUUCUUUUAUCCAAACACUGGUGGAGUUGAGGAACACAUUUACAAUCUAUCUUUAUGUUUGAUAAAACGUGGUCAUAAAGUUAUUGUGAUAACGCAUUGUUAUGGAGAACGUGUAGGAGUCCGGUAUUUAACCAGAGGCUUAAAAGUAUAUUAUUUGCCUAUUAGAGUUUUUUAUAGCCAAUGUGCUCUCCCAACUAUGAUUUGUAAUAUAGCUAUUGUCCGUUAUAUUUUGAUACGAGAGAGUAUCAGCAUUGUUCAUGGACAUUCAGCUUUUAGUGUACUUGCUCAUGAAGUCUCUAUAAUAGGAAAAUUAAUGGGACUCAAAACUGUUUUCACAGAUCACAGCCUAUUUGGUUUUGCUGAUAUGUCUGCAGUAUUAACUAAUAAAUAUUUACAAAUGUGCUUGUGUGAGUGUGAUCAUUGCAUAUGUGUGUCACAUACAGGAAAAGAGAAUACAGUGCUUCGAGCAAAAGUUAAGGCCCAUAAAGUAUCUGUUAUACCAAAUGCUGUUGAUGCAUAUUCUUUUACCCCAGAUCCUAGUCAAAGAGAUCCAAAUUAUGUUACAAUUGUAAUUGUUUCUAGACUAGUUUAUAGAAAAGGUGUAGAUUUAAUAGCUGCUGUAAUAGCAGAUAUGUGUCCCCGCUAUCCUAAUAUUAGGUUUAUUAUUGGAGGAGAUGGUCCUAAAAUGUGGUUAUUGCAAGAAGUAAGAGAGAGAAAGGGCUUUCAGCACUGUGUUACACUACUUGGUAGUCUUAAGCACUCGGAAGUGAGAGACGUGUUAGUUAAAGGUGACAUAUUCUUGAAUACAUCCUUAACAGAAGCAUAUUGUAUGGCUAUUGUUGAAGCUGCAUCUUGUGGUCUAAAGGUUGUUUCAACCAAAGUUGGUGGUAUACCUGAAGUACUGCCGGAUGAUAUGAUUUAUUUAGCUGAACCAAAUGUUUGUAGUAUAAUAAAUAGCUUGGAAGUAGCCAUAAUGGAUAUAAAAGAUGGACACUUUGUAUGUCCAUAUCAGUGCAAUACAAAUGUUAGGACUAUGUAUAGUUGGAUGGAUGUUACAAGAAGAACAGAGAUUGUAUAUGACAAAAUCUUGCUCAAUAAAAAUAAACCUUUAGGUUUGCAGUUAAAAAGCUACCUAUCCUGUGGGGUGUGGCCUUUUUUGUUAGUCAUAAGUUUAAUGUAUUUAUUGUUGCAAUUAGUGGAAAGAGUAUACAAAAGGAAACAUAUUGAUAUAGCUAGGGAUUUGAAGUUAUGAUGUAAAUAUAUAUGUUAAGUAUGAUUUUGUAAUUUAACAAGUGUGGCUUUUUUAGUUAGACAGACUUAGUACAAAUAUACCAAAAAAUACUUCAUAAGAAAAACACCAGGUCAUACAAGUUUAUUGUAUACUAAUAAAAACUAAUUUAUAUACAUAGUUUGUUAAAUGGUUUUUUUUAUAUUAAAAGUCUAUUAA
This is a messenger RNA of Pieris brassicae (large cabbage white), 1731 nucleotides long. RefSeq names its product phosphatidylinositol N-acetylglucosaminyltransferase subunit A (gene PIG-A). Gene Ontology annotation, molecular function: phosphatidylinositol N-acetylglucosaminyltransferase activity. Gene Ontology annotation, biological process: GPI anchor biosynthetic process. The record is from RefSeq and is a predicted model, not a curated record. The transcript has 2 exons. Gene Ontology annotation, cellular component: glycosylphosphatidylinositol-N-acetylglucosaminyltransferase (GPI-GnT) complex. NCBI's taxonomy places the organism in Eukaryota, Metazoa, Arthropoda, Insecta, Lepidoptera, Pieridae. The coding region runs from base 223 to 1536 and encodes 437 amino acids.